AUGAUAAACUCUUCAUAUGUUUCAUAUUUCACACUUGCUGCUUACUUUGACACUGAUGUGUUUAAAUAUUUAUAUUUCUUGCUCAUUUUUUCUUUGUAUGUUUUCAUAGUUUGUGCCAAUCUUUUGCUGAUUGUGGUUAUCUGUAUGAACAGAAGCUUACAUGAACCUAUGUACAUUUUUCUGUGCAGCCUGUUUGUAAAUGAACUGUAUGGUAGUACAGGGUUGUUUCCAUUCCUUCUGGUUCAGAUCCUCUCUGACAUUCACACUGUUUCUGCUCCCUUCUGUUUCCUGCAGAUUUUCUGUGUGUAUACUUAUGGUGGUGUAGAGUAUACUAACUUAGCCGUCAUGUCUUAUGACAGAUAUCUUGCUAUCUGUUAUCCUCUGCAAUAUCACGUACAUAUGACAUCUAAUAAGGUAGUUUUGCUUAUUGCUGUAACAUGGUCUGUUCCUUUUUUUGCUGUUUUUGUCACAACAUUAUUGAGUGCCUCCUUACAGCUGUGUGGGAACAUCAUUAAUAGUGUUUACUGUGACAACUAUUCCAUUAUAAAGUUGGCUUGCUAUGACACAAGAGUAAAUAAUGUCUAUGAACUUGUUGCUGCUUAUCUAAUAUUCUGUGUUCCUGUAUCUAUAAUAUUUUACACUUACAUUAAGAUCCUUAAAGUGUGUUUUUCUGGUUCUAAACAGACCAGACAGAAAGCUGUCAGUACCUGCACACCUCACCUCGCUUCUCUGCUCAACUUUUUCUUUGGUUCUUUCUUUGAAAUAUUACAGAGCAGGUUUGAUAUGAGCAGCGUACCCAACGUGUUACAAACAUUGUUGCCAUUGUAUUUUCUGACAUGCCAACCGAUCUUUAACCCUGUAAUGUACGGCCUCAACAUGUCCAAAAUACGCAUCAUGUGUCAAAGUCUGCUUUCAAAUUCUGUGUUGAGGGGAUGCUCACCCCCACACCAACACACUCCCAGUGAGGCUAAAGCAGUCAACCUAGAGGAAACACUGAACCAGGUCCAGUUGCAAACCUUCCUUGGAUAA
This is a messenger RNA of Perca fluviatilis (European perch), 1029 nucleotides long. Its product is annotated as olfactory receptor 11A1-like. The transcript is spliced from 2 exons. Lineage: Eukaryota; Metazoa; Chordata; Actinopteri; Perciformes; Percidae. Gene Ontology annotation, molecular function: G protein-coupled receptor activity; olfactory receptor activity. Gene Ontology annotation, cellular component: membrane. The coding region runs from base 1 to 1029 and encodes 342 amino acids. Gene Ontology annotation, biological process: G protein-coupled receptor signaling pathway. The record is from RefSeq and is a predicted model, not a curated record.